Messenger RNA from Triplophysa rosa, 2358 nucleotides. It is a transcript of the gene lims1, whose product is annotated as LIM and senescent cell antigen-like domains 1. The record is from RefSeq and is a predicted model, not a curated record. The transcript has 10 exons. Gene Ontology annotation, cellular component: focal adhesion; cell-cell junction; cytoplasm. Gene Ontology annotation, biological process: positive regulation of substrate adhesion-dependent cell spreading; cell-cell junction organization; positive regulation of integrin-mediated signaling pathway. NCBI's taxonomy places the organism in Eukaryota, Metazoa, Chordata, Actinopteri, Cypriniformes, Nemacheilidae. Bases 151 to 1161 code for a protein of 336 amino acids.
AGUGUGAACAGAGUGGCGCCCCGUCUUUCAGGACAGCAUCUUUAUCUUUGAUAGAAAAGGAAAAAAGUGGAAAAGCAACAGAUCCGAGGGGCGUUAUAUAUGUCCGAUUCAAAUCUGAAUAGUCUCUGAGGAUAAGCCGUGUUGAAGGGGAUGCUGGGUGUCUCAGAAAUGACGGGCAGCAACAUGGCUAAUGCCCUGGCAAACGCCUCGUGCGAACGGUGCAGAAGUGGCUUCGCCCCCACGGAGAAAAUCGUCAACAGUAACGGUGAGCUGUAUCACGAGCAGUGCUUCGUCUGUGCCCAGUGUUUCCAGCAGUUUCCAGAAGGACUCUUUUAUGAGUUCGAGGGAAGAAAAUACUGUGAGCGUGAUUUCCAGAUGUUGUUCGCUCCGUGCUGUCAUCAGUGUGGAGAGUUUAUAAUUGGGCGUGUGAUUAAGGCCAUGAAUAACAGCUGGCAUCCCGACUGCUUCUGCUGUAAUAUCUGCCAAGCCGUACUCGCUGAUGUUGGAUUCGUCAAAAACGCUGGCCGCCACCUGUGCCGUCCGUGUCAUAACCGAGAGAAGGCUCGCGGUCUCGGAAAGUACAUCUGUCAGAAGUGUCACGCCAUCAUCGAGGAGCAGCCUCUCAUUUUCAAAAACGACCCCUACCAUCCCGACCACUUCAACUGCAGCAACUGCAGUAAGGAGCUGACGGCUGACGCUCGUGAACUGAAGGGUGAACUCUACUGCCUCCCCUGUCAUGAUAAAAUGGGCGUGCCGAUCUGCGGCGCCUGCAGGCGUCCGAUCGAGGGCCGUGUGGUGAAUGCCAUGGGCAAGCAGUGGCAUGUUGAGCAUUUUGUCUGUGCCAAGUGCGAGAAACCCUUCCUGGGACACCGUCAUUAUGAGAGGAAAGGUCUGGCUUACUGCGAGACCCAUUACAACCAGCUCUUCGGUGACGUUUGUUACCAUUGCAACCGCGUGAUCGAGGGAGACGUGGUCUCGGCUCUGAAUAAGGCUUGGUGUGUGAAUUGUUUCUCCUGCGCAACAUGUAACACCAAGCUCACCCUCAAGAACAAGUUUGUGGAGUUCGACAUGAAGCCAGUGUGUAAGAAAUGUUACGAGAAGUUUCCUCUGGAGCUGAAGAAGAGACUCAAGAAGCUAGCGGAAACUGUGGGCCGCAAGUAGACCUCUUCACCUACAGGAGGAGCCAAAGGCUGAACAAGUAUUCCAACAAUGGUGCUUCAAAGAGACCAAAGAAAAUCUGGACCACUUAUUGGUAACUUGCGUCUUAUAUGUCUAGUCUUACUUAAAUGAUGUAUUUCUGAUAUCUGUCUUUUUGGCAUUGCUAUAAGUAGCCCACAGAUUUUCAUUGGUCUCACACCAAAAGUUGUUGUUGUGUGUUAACAAGCUUGUAUAAUCACUGAAACUAAAACCAAACAAAUGCGUUUAUAUUGUCUUAUGAUAUAUAUGUGUACUUGCAUGUUUAUAAAGUUGAUUCUAGAUGUGGGCACACUGUACAUGGGGCUUGUGAUCAUCCAGCACGUAUUUGAGCUUGUUUUUCCUUCCUCAAAGCUAAAACCGUUCCUGUGUCUGGCCCUGGGCCUCAGCUUUGAUCUGUUGAUCUAAAAGUGCUAUUUGAUAUUUAAUGUAUGCCCAAGCCUUACAUUUUCUGUCUGAGAGGGAUUAAAAAGUUAGCGCAUGAUGUAAUGAGCUUAGAAGAAUGCAACAACCUUUAAACUCGACCUUCGAACUCUUCACUCGACCAACAACUUAAGUGCUGUGAUCUCCCCCUUUGCUUUUAUUGCGCUUUAUUAAAAGCUUUUCCUGUCUAUUAGAAAUAUGCAAUCAUUUAAAUCACUUUCAUUUCUACAUAGUGUUAAGUGUCUCAAUGUUUUAACUAUUUACUUCUAAGACUUUAGAUUUAGGACCCAUCUGCCUUAUUUUAUUACAGGCCUUUUAAAAUCCACAGAUGAACUCGUGCCUUGUGUUUUGUAAUCUAAAUAAAUGGCAGAUUAUGUAUGAUUUAUGUAACAAAUGACUGAAUUUAAUUCUGAUUCUUAAUUCUAGCGUGAAGUCUUAAAACGAAAUUUACGAAACGUUUUUAUAAUUUGUGUAUUUUAAGUUUUAACCUCACUACAUUUCAGAUGGUAUGGUUUGUUCACUCGUUUUAAAGAGCUUGCUUUGAAAAACAUUGCAAACAUUUCAUUUUAAAUGACAGAAAUAUAUGGAGCAUUAGCAAAUAUACUUUUAUGCAUUUAUCUAUAUCUGGAUUAGCGGAUGCAUUUGAGCAGAAAAUACAGAGUUGUGAUGCUUGCUGACAGCUUUGAAAUAAUAACUGUUCUGUAUGUCAAAAUAUAUGAAUAAAGUAUGCACUAUUUCAUC